Molecule: messenger RNA, 4887 nt
Organism: Chelonia mydas (Green sea turtle)
Lineage: Eukaryota; Metazoa; Chordata; Testudines; Cheloniidae
Gene: OTOA
Product: otoancorin
Exons: 30
Coding region: 310-3720 (1136 amino acids)
Biological process (GO): cell-matrix adhesion
Cellular component (GO): cell surface
Source: RefSeq, a predicted model, not a curated record
CCCAGGUUUGGGGCACCUGUCUCCGGUUGUGUUCAGGCUGGAUUCUGGCUAAAGUCCAGUUGGGUAACCGUAUUCGGCGGUCCUUAAUGAUAAUUAAUAAUCAUCCCCUCUCAGAUCAGUCAGAUAAGCAAGGUGUUUCUUCAGUUUCAUCCCCACCCUGCUGGGUGGUGCUGCCAUGCACUGUUUAAAUGCCGCCGUGUUCCCGGCUGAGUCCUGUAGUGAUCCCUCCAAAUAGUAGCUGCCGCUGGUAAUAGUUUGCAAAGAUUGUUGAACCGUUUGGAUGAGUGAUUCUCAACUAGGGUAGAAGAAAUGUCCAAAAAUCUGAAGAUAUGUUUCUUAUUGAUAUUAAUGAAUCAUGCAGGGACUGCAAGUGGUCAGAAGUCUGAUAAAGAUUUGCCUCCAUUAUUACAAAAAGCUGCGGAGGAAGUAAUAGCAGGAAAAUAUCUGCAUGCUUUCCUUGAUAUACUCCAUUUUCAGGGCACUAAUGUAUGGACAACAGAUAUGCCUAAAAAAAUCAUGGCAUAUUUCCAUGCUCAGAAUGUUAUAUUUACUAUUAGCAGCCUACAGAUGUCUAUAAAAAACUACCUGGAGAACCUUUUAUACCAGCCCAAACAGCUGCUGUCAGAUUUUCAACAGAUUAAUCAUCAGCAGUUUCAAACUGCAGUGAAAUAUCUCUUCAGGAGCAAAAAGAACCAUUUUGAAUUGGGAAAUAUUGUUAUUGAUCUGGACGGGAUUAGGGAGAGAAUUUUCCAAAGCCCAGGAGGAAAUAGGACUUUGUUCCUUGUUACAUUGGAGAAAUGCUUUCCAGCUUUGAGCUCUAUGGAAUGUGUGGAUAUACUAAGCCAAGUUCUGCGGGUGUCGUCAGUGAGCUAUCUCCAACCUGAUGUCAUUAGAAGCCUCCCUAAAGAUCUUCCACAAGACACUUUCAGAAACUUAUCAGCAGUAUUCAAGGACCUCUAUGACAAGACAACGGCAAAUGCACAAAGAACUCUGUAUGACUGGAUGAAGCAGAUUCUGCAAAAAUCCUGUAUCACCAAUGAGUUAAAUGAUUCAUCCUCUUGGGUCAGUGCAGAAAAUCUAUGGAUUUUGGGAAGAUAUAUGGUCCAUCUUCCAUUAGAAGAAAUUAUGAAAAUUAGUCUGAAUGAAAUGAGACUAUUCAUAAGCUAUGAUAAUGCAACAAAACAGCUGGAUACAGUGUAUGACAUUACACCAGAACUCGCGCAAGCUUUUCUAGAAAGAAUAAACUCAUCGGGAUUUGAUCUGAGAAACACUUCAACUAUCUACAGGUUAGGCUUGUUGGUUUGUUUUUAUGAUAAUAUGGAACAAAUGGAUGCCAUUGUGGCACAGGUUUUACUUCAUCAAAUGAUGAAAUGCAAUCAACUGAGAGGCUUCCAGGCUGAUGUUUAUAAGCUCAAAGCUCAACUCCUAGACAUUGCCAUGCAAAACCAGACCUUGAAUGAUACCCUUGGGUCUCUGUCAGACGCGGUGGUUGGAUUGACUUCAAGUCAGCUGGACUCUUUGUCACCUGAAGCCGUGCAUAAUGCUAUUUCAACAUUAAACCAAGUCUCUGGAUGGGCAAAAAGCCAAAUUAUGAUUUUAUCCAGCAAAUACCUCACUUACGAAAAGGUUUUAUCAUUUUAUAAUAUUAGUCAAAUGGGUUCUUUGGUGACUGGAAUUAGUACUCCAUCAUUCUACAACAUGAAUCCAAAGGAGCUCUCUCAAGUUAUUAGAGGCACCUUAUCCCAGUAUGCUUCUGAUUUAUCACCUGCACAACAACAAGGUAUCCUCACUAAGAUGCUUGCAUCUAGAGAGCUUUCUUCAGCAGUUACAGAUAUACAAGGAGCUUUUUUUAAAGAAGUAUGUCUUUCUGAUUUAUGGAAGGAAACCGGUUUUAACUCUUCAAUAGUAAAAGAAAAAGAAUUACGAAAGAGCCAGGCCUUGUUUCUGUAUGAAUUAUUGUCUAAGAAAACAACAGCUCCCGCUGACCUCUUAAGUAUAGGGCAGUUGGUGAAAGGAGUAACAUGCCAGCAGAUUGAGCAUAUGAACACCGACUCUUUUCUAAAUAAUUUCAGAUUCUUUGAAAAGAAUCUCCAGUUGCUUUCUCCAUAUCAGGUUAACUGUUUGGCUUGGAAAUUUUGGAAAACCUCCAACACAUCUAUCCCUCCCUUCCUCUUAUCAGUGCUUCCCGCUCAGUAUCUGGAAUCCAUUUCAGGCACUUCGUGUGUCCCUUUCCUGAUAAGUCUGGGGAAGACUGAACUGGAUCUUAUGAUUCUAGACUCGCACAAAAAGAAUACAGUCCUACAGAAAGUACAGGAGUGUCUGAACGGUUCCAUCAGUGAUGAAUACGAUGUGGACAUACUUGGAAAUCUAAUCUGCCAUUUACCUCCGGCAAUUAUACGUGAUGGAAUAUCCCUGCGGGCCAUGGCAGUAGCCCUUCACCAAUUCAGAUUCUGCCGACGGCUCAGCCAUGAACAGAAGACUGAAAUUAAAUACAGAUUUACUGAGUUAUAUGGCACCCCAAAGAACUGGACGGCUCAAACAACACAGGAUAUUGGACCAUUCGUAGCUCUUUUGUCAAAAGAUGAAUUAACUGUCCUUGCUGAAAAGUUCCCAAAUACAAUUUUACAAAUAGCAAAGAUGGCUUGGUCAGCGUCUCCACCUGAAGAGUUUCUAUCUGCUAUAUUUGAACCGAUUCGCAACUCCAUUAAUAGCAUUAGAACAUCUGACCCCACAACUGACUGCACAGGAAUCACAGCUCCCUCUUCAGAUGAGAUUAUUAAAUUAGCAGAAGCAAAUGCCUUUUGGUCAGUUCAGGAACUGCAGUGCCUGGAUACAGAUACUUUUACCAAAAAUGUGGAAUUCCUUGGGACUGUGAUGAGUUUCAACAGAUCCCAGCUUAUUGUCUUGAAGGAGAAAGCUAAGCAGGUUUGGGGUGCAUUGCCGGGCUGGAAGAGUUACCAUAUCGUUUCCCUUGGACGCAUUGCCCUAGCUCUGAGUGGGCGUGAAAUAGAAGCGCUGGAUUUAAGUUCUGUUGACACCGUUGCUGCACUUAGUCAACAAACAGAAUGGACUCUUGUCCAGGCUAAAUCCAUUUUACAAGGGUUUCUUCAACACUCUGGUCAGACAGUCUAUGGGCUGAAAAGCUUUGAUUUAGCAGGAUUAGGAGCUAAUCUGUGUGCUCUGAACACCACAGACAUCAAGACCAUAAAGGCUACAGAAUUCAGUGCUGUGAUUGCAAGAGUUGGCUUGUUGCCAUGUAGCACUCCUGUUCUGGAAGAGUUUAAGAAGGUGGCAGAAUCUGUAUUUGGAAUUGCUGCAGGGUGGAACAGUUCUAUUAUACAUGAGAUUGGUACCAUAGCAGCUGGUUUAAAUGAGAGAGAGUUUACAGCUCUUGACAAAGAUGUGAUGCCAUAUUUCCAGCCAGCAGCCAUAAGACACAUACCUGAUGAAGUUUUCAAAGUGCUGUCCCCAGAACAAAUAGCAAACCUUGGCCCUGAAAAUGCAGCCAUGGUUACUGAAUCGCAGAGAAACCUUCUGAAUGCAUUACAGCUACAGAGUCUUCAGCUGGCACUAGAUGGCGCAAGGACAAGUGUCCAAGAUACACAAACUAAUGCAAGCACCAUUCAGUCAACACAUACACCAGCCUCAAAUUGUGCUCACUUUUCCAGUGGCUUCAGCAUUUGGCUGUGUGCUCUGUAUAUCCUUUGUCCCACUUCCUGAAGUGUGAUUGUUAAACUUACUAAGCCUAGAACUCACAUGGGAGUUGAUAGAACAGAUCAUUUAGAAAGCCAAUCAAGCUAUGAAAAUUCAGUGGAUAAAGAGCUGCAGCUCAGCAAGAAUUAUGGAGGCUGAGUCUCUCUGGGAUGCUUGAGCAUAAUAGUGUCUUAAAAAGCAAUAAACUGAUCCAGCACACAAUUUCAUGAUACAAGUAUAGAAAGCAGCUGCUAUUUUGCUGCCAUAGAUUAAAGAGUUUUAGGAUUCCUCCAAUCCUUUCAUGACAAGUUGGUGUCUCAUGAAAAGACCAGUGAAGGCUUCAGAUUUAUACACCUUACAGAGGAGCCUCACUGACUCAGGAGACGGAUACAGUGAUAUAGAUUGUUAGGCAGCCAGUGUGCUGUGGCCAUGGCUUUACAUAUUAACCAGUUCAGUCUCAUUGCUUCCUUGUACUUCCCUGUCUGUCUUAGCCAUUUAUUGUUUCUUCUUCUAUUUUGAUUGUAAGCUCUUCAGGGUAGAGAUUGUCCUUGUACAGUGCCAUGGGACCCUAGUUGUUACCACAAUAUAGAGCCUUUCGUCUUUAGGCUGCUGUUUGAAUCCUCUCCACAUAAGUAGUGACAGGCUGUUACCAUUCAAUGGCUGAGAACUGAAUGGGCCAUGGAGACUCCGCUAUCCUCAUCCCUAGAAGUGCCACUCCUGACUAGGGUUGAAGCAUAUGGCUGGGGCAGCAUAGAGUAAACUUGCUCUGCUGCUUCUCAUGCUGUAGUUCUUGUGGGAAUAAAGGACUUCAGUUCUCAGAAGAGGCACCCUAGUGCUUCCCAGUACACUAAGUUCACACUUCUUAAAAAAAAUUAAUGCAGAAAACAUUGUGUUUUAUCAACAUAUAGAUUGUGUCCAGUAUUUAAUAUAGGAAGAUUUUCAUGGCAAGUCCCAAUAUUUUAAACAGUGACAGAAAAAUAAACAAUCCUUUACCUCUUGCUUUGCAUAAUUGCCAUGGAUUCUUGUCAGCAACACAAGCAAAAGACAAACAUUCAUUUUGCAAUUGCAAAAGUUUGUGGAAAAAGAAGACAGUGUUCUGUUUAAGUACAUUUAAAUAGAGGUAGGACAAUACAGUCUAAAAAAUACUGUUAUUCCUGUUAGAUUGUAGUAUAAUAAAUCAUAUUUCAAAUAUUU